CCGCCCCCAGCAUCCUCUCAUCCCCAAAAACUCCCCGAAGAGCCCCCCGGGACCCUCCCUCACCUCACGUCCAUCGGAGCCGCGUCUGCGCCGCCGCCCCCGCCCCCCGCUGCUUAUGAAGGGGCGCGCCGGGUGACGUCACCGCGCACGAUCGCGCCCCCCUCGCCUCGCCCAAUCAGGGGCUGCGCUGCCCCGACCGCGCCCCCCCGUCGCCAUGGAAACCGCCGCGGGAGAAGCGGUGGGAGCGGCAGGAGCUGCGGCCAAUCACCGCGCAGUGUCGGGGGUGAAUCCAGCCAAUGGGAACGCGAGAAACGAGGGGCAGGCAAAGCGUUGCCGGGAAACACUAAAGGGGUUGGGGAAAUCACGUGACAGCAGCGUCGGCCAAUGGGAACGCGGGGAGGGACCCGGAAUAGCGGCGGGAGCGUUGCCUGGCGACGCCGGGUGAGGCGGGAGUGUCACGUGUACGAGGAGGACCAAUGAGAGCGCGAGGAAAAACCCGGAAAGCGGCGCGGGCGUUGCCCGGCAACGCCGCAAGGAGGGGUCACGUUGGCCGAGCGGGCCAAUGGGAGCGCUCGGAGCGGUGACGGCGUCGCCCGGCAACGCCGCGGGGCGGUCACGUGAUUCGGCGGGGCCAAUGGCGGCGCCCGAGAGGCGGAGGUCGCGGGGAGCAGUCCUCACGUGACCCCAGCGGACCAAUCGAGUGCAGAGGGGCGUGGAGCAGGCGCUGUCAUGGCGGACGGGGAGCGAUCGCCGCUGCUGCCGCCCGAGGCGGGGCCGGGACCGGGCGGGGCCGCGGCCUCCGGCGGCGGGGGGCCGGGUCCCGGCGAGGGCCCGCCCCCUUACUCGCCAUUGGGCAGCCCCGAGGGGGUGGGGGCGGGGCCCCCGGCGGUCACGUGCCGCGUGUGCCAGCGGCCAAUCAGCGUCGAGGGGAAGACGCAUCAGCACGUGGUGAAGUGCGGGGGGUGCGGUGAGGCCACGCCAAUCCGAACGGCCCCUGGCGGGAAGAAGUACGUGCGGUGUCCGUGCAACUGCCUGCUGGUGUGCAGGGCCUCGGCCCAGCGCAUCGCCUGCCCACGGCCAUACUGUAAGAGGAUCAUCAACCUGGGCCCGGUGCAGACGGGGGCCCCCAGCCCUGAUCCGCCCCCCGGGGGGGUGCGCGUGGCCUGCGCCCACUGCGGGGGACCCUUCCUGUGGGCGGAGCUCCCCGACCGCUCCCUGGCGCGCUGUCCCCACUGCCGCAAGGUGUCUGCGAUUGGCCGGCGGUUCCCACGGCGACGCUGCCUCUGCUGCCUGUUGGGGGCGCUGCUGAUGGGCGGGGCUGCAGCCGGACUAGCGGCUGGAACAUGGUGGCUGUGGCGCCGGGCGCGGUGGGUGCCGGCGGCGUGGGCGGUGCUGGGGGCGGGGGCAGGGGCGUGUCUGCUGCGUGCGGCCUAUUGGGGCUGCGUGCGGGUCAGCCAGCCCCUCCCCCCACGCGCCUGACCAUGCCCACCCGCCUGGACACGCCCCACCCACACGGACACGCCCCUUCGCCAUGGAACACGCCCACGGGCGUGGCCGCGUUGGGGACGCACCUCAGUUGUGAUGACGUCAUGCGGCCAAUCCCUGUUCGCUAUUGGACAAUUUGGCGAUUUCCGGCCCCACCCCUUUCUUCAGCAUGGCCCCGCCCCCUCCUGCAUGCCUUGGGCCCAGCCCACCUGUACAUAAGCCCCGCCCCCUGUACAGUCCUAUUUAUUGAGCGGCCACGCCCACCAUGGGCGGCCUUGUAUGUAAAUAAACCCACAACCAACAUUUCA
Molecule: messenger RNA, 1793 nt
Organism: Parus major (Great Tit)
Lineage: Eukaryota; Metazoa; Chordata; Aves; Passeriformes; Paridae
Gene: PIP4P1
Product: phosphatidylinositol-4,5-bisphosphate 4-phosphatase 1
Exons: 7
Coding region: 730-1479 (249 amino acids)
Biological process (GO): phosphatidylinositol dephosphorylation
Cellular component (GO): phagocytic vesicle membrane; late endosome membrane; plasma membrane
Molecular function (GO): phosphatidylinositol-4,5-bisphosphate 4-phosphatase activity
Source: RefSeq, a predicted model, not a curated record